Molecule: messenger RNA, 1621 nt
Organism: Mesoplodon densirostris (Blainville's beaked whale)
Lineage: Eukaryota; Metazoa; Chordata; Mammalia; Artiodactyla; Ziphiidae
Product: Friend virus susceptibility protein 1-like
Exons: 5
Coding region: 59-1159 (366 amino acids)
Source: RefSeq, a predicted model, not a curated record
GCAGUAUUUCCUUCCUCAAGCACCAAAGUGGGGUUUCCGACACCGGUGAAUAUGCCGGAUGCCUCGGGGAGGAGCCCGACCUGGGGCCGGGGGGCGGGCCGUGCGAGCGGCGCGCGUAAUAAAGCGGAAGGUGCAGCAACCCGCACACGCGGUGAAGAAAGUGAGGGUUGGGUUUGUCUUCAAGCUGAGGGCCCACCCACCUUGGUGGUUCCCCCAGGAGUUCAGCAGCCCUCGGCAGUUCCUCCAGGAGGCCAGCAGCUCCACCAGGCCUCUUGCUCCCGGGGCCGCGCCCCUCCAGCCUUCCGGCUCUUCUCGGCCCGUGGCCAUGGCGGGGCAGGGCGACCGCUACUACACGUACACCGAGCUCCUGGCCAUCGCCCGGCGCUUCCGGCAGAACCCCAACGAGCUCAUGAUCACCUGGAUCCUGCGGGUGUAUGACCAGGGGGGCCUGGCCCUGGCCCUGAACUCCAGGGAGUUGGUGAUGCUGGGCGACCUGACCGGCGAUGCCGUCUUCAACUACCGCUGCAAGGCCCUGCGGGGCGACGGCAAGACGCUGCUGGCCUGGCUGCUGCUGGCCUGGCGCCAGCGCUGGGAGUCCUUCCUGCACUUCGAGGGCACCGAGCUGCCUUUCCGACCCUGGACCACCAUGGAGGAGGGCAUCCAGCUGGUGCGGGAGCUGGGCAUGCUCGACUGGAUCUACCGCGAGCCACCGCCGCUCCCCGAGCCCGAGUGGCUGGUGCCCGAGGACGUGCCCUUCACGCAGGGCCUGCAGCGGCGCCUGUUGACGGCCGCGCCCUCCGAGCUGCGGCUCUCGCUGGUCGGCCUGCUGGUCAAGGGCGUGACGGUGCUGGAGGCGGUGAUGGUGAUCCAGACCGUCGCCGACGUGGGCCUGCUCUGGCGCCAGAACCAGCCGGGCCACGCCAGGCUCAUGCUCGGGCCCAACCCGACACGCAAGGACCUCAUGGGCUGGCUGCUGAGCCACGGCAUGCCCAAGGAGCGGGUGGACAAGCAGCCCACCAAGGUCCUCCUGGAGCUGUAUAUCCAAGAGGCCAGGCGCAGCCACACCCGCGACGCGUACGGGCCGGGAGAGGAGCAGCCCCCGUGUCCACCGUACUCUGACCAAGCCUGCGGGGCGGAGCCACCCGUGCGCCAUGACUAGGCCUCCCGGGCCUUCUGGGCGAGGAGCAGGACCUUGUAGGGGAGACGCAAAGCCUUGGUCGGCUCCAGCCGGUGUUCAAGGAGCCCAAGAGAGGGGUGUCCUUGCCCCCAGCCCACCCCGUGGGCGUCACCAGCCAGAGCUGGCAGAGAACAGGCAGCUGGCUGAUAGCUGCUGUUGCUGGAUGCCAGACAGAGUGUGUUACGUUCCAGUCUGUUACACUUUGGCCCGAUGGGCAUGGUGGGUGGGCCCCUGCUGCUGUGUCACGGGCCUCUGAAGCACUACAGGCCAAGCGGGAGACCCUGCAGCCCACGCCAUGAAAGCACCUUGAAGCUUGUACCCUUUCUCUUAAGGCUUUUUUUAAUGCAAUAUUUUUACCUGUUAACUUCAUACAGCCCUUGGGUUUUAUGGGUGCCCAUUUCCCCUUUUGCAAAAGUUUUUCUAUUAAGUUUUUUUUGCAAUGCC